AUGGUGGAAGGGGUCGGGGCCCGGGUAGUUCGAGGCCCGGACUGGAAGUGGGGGAAGCAGGACGGCGGCGAGGGCCAUGUGGGCACCGUGCGGAGCUUCGAGAGCCCCGAGGAGGUGGUGGUGGUGUGGGACAACGGCACUGCCGCCAACUACCGCUGCUCCGGGGCCUACGACCUGCGCAUCCUGGACAGCGCUCCCACCGGCAUCAAGCAUGAUGGAACCAUGUGUGAUACCUGCCGCCAGCAGCCAAUCAUUGGCAUUCGAUGGAAAUGUGCGGAGUGUACAAAUUAUGAUCUGUGCACAGUGUGUUACCAUGGAGAUAAACAUCAUUUAAGGCAUCGCUUUUAUAGAAUUACUACACCAGGAAGUGAGCGGGUUCUGUUAGAGUCUCGUAGAAAAUCUAAGAAGAUCACAGCCAGAGGAAUCUUUGCAGGUGCCAGAGUGGUACGAGGUGUGGACUGGCAGUGGGAAGAUCAAGAUGGAGGAAAUGGACGCAGAGGAAAGGUAACAGAAAUUCAGGACUGGAGUGCAUCGAGCCCACAUAGUGCAGCAUAUGUUCUCUGGGAUAAUGGUGCUAAGAACCUUUACAGAGUUGGCUUCGAGGGCAUGUCUGAUUUGAAGUGUGUCCAGGAUGCCAAAGGAGGUUCUUUCUACAGAGAUCAUUGUCCUGUGCUAGGUGAGCAGAAUGGCAAUAGGAAUCCUGGUGGAUUACAGAUUGGUGACUUAGUAAACAUAGAUCUUGACCUGGAAAUUGUACAGUCUUUGCAGCAUGGUCAUGGAGGAUGGACUGAUGGAAUGUUUGAGACUUUAACUACAACUGGAACUGUUUGUGGCAUAGAUGAAGAUCAUGACAUUGUAGUACAAUAUCCAAGUGGCAAUAGGUGGACAUUCAAUCCUGCUGUUCUCACUAAAGCAAACAUUGUCCGAAGUGGGGAUGCUGCUCAAGGUGCAGAAGGAGGUACCUCACAGUUUCAAGUGGGUGAUCUUGUACAAGUUUGUUAUGAUCUAGAAAGAAUUAAACUUUUACAAAGAGGACAUGGCGAAUGGGCUGAAGCGAUGCUUCCCACUUUAGGUAAAGUUGGCCGAGUACAACAGAUUUAUUCAGACAGCGAUUUAAAGGUGGAAGUUUGUGGAACCUCUUGGACGUAUAAUCCAGCAGCAGUCUCCAAGGUGGCAUCUGCAGGAUCAGCCAUUAGCAAUGCAUCUGGUGAAAGACUCUCACAACUCCUGAAGAAAUUAUUUGAAACCCAAGAAUCUGGUGACCUCAAUGAAGAAUUAGUAAAGGCUGCUGCCAAUGGAGACGUUGCUAAAGUGGAAGAUUUGCUAAAAAGACCCGAUGUGGAUGUUAAUGGGCAAUGUGCUGGCCACACAGCUAUGCAAGCUGCUAGUCAAAAUGGACAUGUUGACAUUUUGAAGUUACUUUUGAAGCAAAAUGUGGAUGUAGAAGCAGAGGAUAAAGAUGGAGAUAGAGCAGUCCAUCAUGCAGCGUUUGGGGAUGAAGGUGCUGUGAUAGAAGUCCUACACCGGGGCAGUGCUGAUUUGAACGCUCGCAACAAGCGCCGACAGACACCACUUCAUAUUGCUGUCAAUAAAGGUCAUCUUCAAGUUGUGAAGACUUUAUUGGACUUUGGCUGUCAUCCCAGUCUCCAGGAUUCUGAAGGAGAUACUCCUCUUCAUGAUGCAAUCAGUAAGAAGCGUGAUGACAUCCUGGCAGUUCUUUUGGAAGCUGGAGCAGAUGUUACCAUCACAAACAACAAUGGAUUUAAUGCUCUACAUCAUGCUGCUCUAAGAGGGAAUCCCAGUGCAAUGCGUGUUUUAUUGUCUAAAUUACCAAGACCAUGGAUUGUGGAUGAGAAGAAAGAUGAUGGUUAUACUGCUUUACAUCUGGCUGCCCUUAAUAAUCAUGUGGAAGUGGCUGAACUAUUGGUCCAUCAGGGUAAUGCAAACCUGGAUAUACAGAAUGUGAACCAACAAACUGCCCUACACCUUGCUGUUGAACGGCAGCACACCCAAAUUGUUAGGCUUUUGGUCCGAGCAGGUGCCAAGCUAGAUAUUCAAGAUAAGGAUGGUGAUACUCCUUUGCAUGAAGCUCUGAGGCAUCACACUUUGUCUCAGCUCCGUCAACUCCAAGAUAUGCAAGAUGUGGGAAAGGUGGAUGCUGCCUGGGAACCAUCCAAAAACACAUUAAUAAUGGGACUUGGAACCCAGGGAGCAGAGAAGAAGAGUGCAGCUUCUAUUGCCUGUUUCUUGGCAGCCAAUGGCGCUGACCUUAGCAUUCGGAAUAAGAAGGGUCAGUCACCACUUGAUCUCUGUCCCGAUCCAAGUCUCUGCAAAGCACUGGCAAAGUGUCAUAAGGAAAAAGUCAGUGGUCAAGUGGGUUCUCGAAGUCCUUCUAUGAUUAGUAAUGAUUCCGAAACCUUAGAAGAGUGUAUGGUGUGUUCAGAUAUGAAGAGAGAUACUCUUUUUGGCCCAUGUGGACAUAUCGCUACUUGUUCUUUAUGUUCUCCACGAGUCAAGAAAUGCCUCAUUUGUAAAGAACAAGUUCAAUCUAGGACAAAGAUUGAAGAAUGUGUGGUAUGCUCUGACAAGAAAGCAGCUGUUCUUUUUCAACCUUGUGGACACAUGUGUGCUUGUGAAAACUGUGCUAGCCUGAUGAAAAAGUGUGUGCAGUGUCGGGCAGUCGUGGAGCGGAGAGUGCCUUUUAUUAUGUGCUGUGGAGGGAAGAGUUCAGAAGAUGUCUCUGAUGAUAUCUCAAGUGGAAAUAUUCCAGUGUUACAAAAAGACAAGGAUAAUACCAAUGUCAAUGCAGAUGUGCAAAAGCUACAGCAACAGUUACAAGACAUUAAAGAGCAGACAAUGUGCCCUGUAUGUUUGGAUCGUCUGAAGAAUAUGAUUUUCCUCUGUGGCCAUGGAACAUGCCAGCUCUGUGGAGAUCGCAUGAGUGAAUGUCCUAUUUGUCGCAAGGCUAUUGAAAGAAGGAUUCUUUUGUAUUAACUAAGAAACCUGGUGUUUUGUUAGCUAAAGUAUCUGGUCAUGAGAUCUUAAUAAGUUUUUAAGUUAGUUGGAAAUUUUAAUGAAUUUCUACUAUUAUAGUUUCUUUACUAGAUUGUAAUCUAGACUACAAAUGUAUCAGAACAAAAAAAAAGGCAAAACAGUGUUUGAAAUUGUGGGGUUUUGUUUUUCUUGUAAGUUUGAAACAUCAAAUCCAUGUAAUUCAUAGAUAAUCUAAUUUCUAUGAGGAAAAUCCUCUACGAAUCUCGUGUAACUUUUGUUUAUAUUGCAUUUUCCCCUUGUAAUUUAUAAAUUUGUUAGACUUCAAAAGACGUACUUCCUUGUUAUCAGUUAACCUUAGGUUUAUCAUGACUUUACACAAUGUGUUCAUACAGAUGUUCAGAAAAGUCAUGCAUCCAGUGAAAGGGGUGAGUCAAACCAUUAUAUCACUUAUUUAAAUGAUAAAAUUAUAGUAUAAAUUCUGCAUACUUUAAGGAAUACUGAAGGAAAGAUUAUCUUUCUCAGUUAACAGAAAGUUAUCCAGAUAUUUGUUUCUGAACUCUUAGAGUAAGUGGAAGCAUACUAUAAAAUAAUGACUUUGUGUUUAGCUUAUUUUCUAGAUUUAAAAGGAAAAUUGUUUAACUUGAAUCAGAUUACCAGUUUCAAAAUGACUGAUAGACAUGAAAAGGAAAAAAUAAGCAAUUACAGUGGAGAUGAAAGGGGAAAAACAAAGAGGAUACCUAUUAACUGACCAUUAACAGUUGCUGUCUUAUAUUAAUUUAUACAUUAUAUAAUUUUAAAAUAUAAUUUAUUUUUGUUCAGAAAGCCUUUUAAAAAAUAUCUAUGAGAAGUAUACUUCAGUUUUCUUCGAUUACUUAACAAGGCUUGGUCUACCUGGUGAAUGAUACUGCCCCAAAUGGACCUGUGGUUCUAUUUAGCUUUUCUAAUGUACUGAAUAGUACCACAUUGAUUUGCAAAGAAUAAUGUAUUAUCCCAAGGCAGCAUUUUUUCUUCUCUGCAUAUGUUAAUUCUGACAGUGUUACUGAUCCUACCUUCAUCACAGGCCUUAACUUCCAUUCUCUCUCAGAUAGUCAUACUAUAAAGGAAACAGUCUUUCUUUAGAUGAGGAUAUUUCUAAACUGUCAACAAUACCCAAGACAUAAUAAAUAACCUAGUAAGUAAAACUUAGUUUAGAAAGAGUGACCAGGACAUUUACAGAAAUAUGUCUGAUUACCUGUAGCUUUUGUGUUUUUAAACACAGACUUUAACUCAAGAGUAUCUAAUCAUUUUCUCUCCUAUGAGUGAUGGAGAAAAUCUUAUGAAUCUAGGGUAAAUAUUCACAUAAGUGUUUGGGGGGGGUUUCAUUGCUGCUAGAUUAUAAAAAUAUCAGCUGUUUACAAUAAUGUCUUCUCUAUAUAUAGUAUUUAUAAGCUUACUCCUAAGGACAGUUACUUUUUUUCUUUUUUCAUUUUCCUCCCUUAAAUUUGGCUAGCUUUUCUUAUUUCAGUUUUCCUACUAUAUAACUACAUUUGAAAGUACAGAGUCUGUAACCCUUAUAACACUGUAUUUCUGGCUGUUUAAGCAAUGGAAAGCUUUGCUGAUUGGUUUUGCAGUCUCGGCAAUUCAAUAUCUAUGUUAAGCUGAAUAGCUUUACUACUUAGAACAGUAAAUGUUUUGUAAAUUUCAAAUUUGAUACUGACUCUACCCAGUUAUCUAAUAAGGGGCCACUGAGGCUAUUUUUAAACUGAACUUCGGAGUCAUUAAAAAAAUAGAAUGUCUGGGCUAGUGGGUGGCAUGGUGAUUAAGGUAUCUGGAUCCCACAUGGCCAACUCCUCCAUUCCAGUCUCAGACCUGGAGGCUUGAAAAACAUGCUGGGCAUGUGUGUAUGUGUGCCCAAAACCUUGAAACAAGAAUAAAGAGGAAGGGAUUACUGUGAGACUAUCCCCCCAGGGUGAGAUUUCUCGCUCUCUCUGUCUCCCUCUCUCUUACCCCCCAGCUAACUUAAAUGACCUAUAGCAAAAUAAAAAAACAAAAGACAAAAAACAAGAAUUAUAUUGGUUAUGUUCACAUAAAGAGACAAUCUUCUUAGAGAUUUGAAAACAGUAUAAGUCAGGAUUUUCCUUUUCUUUCAUGCAGUAGGCUGUUUUUUUUUCCCUAGGAGAUCAGCUAAUAAGAAGGAUGCACCUGGCUGACUCAUUCAGAGUUUGGCCAAUCAGAAUUCUGUCAUCUACAGCCCUGCUGUUCUGAAACAAGUAACUUAGUCUUCUGAACUGCAGUACUAAAACUUACAUCUCUAAAAGGUAAUAUCUUAAAGGUAAUUAUGUCUCUAAAAGGUUAUAUUACCUUUUAGUUUGUUUAUUUCCUCCAUAUUUAAAAUAUUACUUAUAAACUUCUGUUAUAGAAGUCAUAGUCCUAAUCCUAUUGCUAGGAACUUGUGAAUUUUCUGUAUUUGUAUCACUUUGAAAUUUAUUAAUUGAAAAUGUUCCUCUAUUCAUGUUUUCAAGGACCUAAAAAUUAUUUAAAAAUUUAUCUUGAGUUUGUGAUAGAUAAAAGGAUUCAGAACUUAAAUCAUAUAAGUGACUUGCCUCCGACUCUGAAACUGCUACCUCUGAUCUCUUGGCAGUACUUCUAGUUAAGUGGGCUUUUUCUUCUUUGUCUAAAUCUCUCCUGUGCCUCAAAAGAGCUUUUACUUUUCCAGUUUAGAAAACACACAAACUGACAUUCAUUCAGAAGUAGUAUAUACUGGGCUUCAGGGGUUGUGUAUCUAUACAGCAUUGAAAAAAAUGGUCAGUAUCUUACCACAUUCUGUUUUCUCUGUUAGCAGUUUAUAUUUGAAGGUAAUCAGUAGUUAAAAGGUUGAGAUGCAAAGGUACUGUUAAUGUUUUUUCCAUAUGUUUCUAAAGAGUUGACACUCAGUGGUAUUUAGAUUCCUUCUCUGUACCCAUCACCCUUACCACAUUUUUUCCUUUAUUAUAAGAUUGUCAGCUUUGUUACUCAAAUCACACAAAUAACCUACCAGAUGGUGCUAUUCUAAUUGUAUUUGUUCAUGUAACUCAACGUUCUUACAGCUUAUACUAUAUGUAUUUAAUUUGGUUGAGAGCAAGAUUUUCAAAAGAAGAUAAUUUUGUAUUAAUGUAGGAAUAUUAUAUUAGACAAGUAUUUGGUUUAGCUGGCCAAAUUAUGCUUAAGAUGUUUGUAGUUUUAACCAUUGCAAAUUGACCAGCUGAAUAUUGAAACAUAAAAUUCAUUGAUAAUAUUGAAAAUAACUUUCUUAAAUUUAUAUAUUUGAUGGCAUUAGUGUAUAAAAGCAUUUUAGCAUAUUAAAAUACAUGCUGCUUAAAAUUUGUCCAAAAUGGCUGGUGGUAAGGCAGCUGGAUCCCACAUGGCCAAUUGCAUGGUUCAAUUCCUGACCCAGCAGCUUGGAAAACACACUGGGCACGUAUGUGUGCAUGCCUCUCCAAAAACUUGAAAGGAGGAUGAAAAAGUAAUGGCAGUGUGGCCAUCCCCUCUAGGGGUGAUUUGUCACCUUUUCUCUCUGUCUCUGUCAAGUACACAUGUCCUAUAGCAAAAUUAAAAAAAAAAAGAAAUGUCAGAGUUUGCCUGAUCAGUUUUACAUGGUAGAAACAUACUGUCUAAUUAAGUGUUGCCUAGUUGUCAUUGUUAUUCUGAAUUCUGGACCCUUUUUGGACUAAGAAUUAGUCAGACUUAUCAGGGAGAAGGUAAGGUAGGGGCAGGACACUGAGUUGCAGUAAGCAGGAAAGAAAAGCGUUUGUAGAGAAAAAUAAUCACAUAAUCAGAGCAUUAGUGGAGAGAGCAUAUCUAAUUGAAUAAUAAGGGUUUCAGCCAAUCAAUUUUAGUAUAGCUUAAUAUUUGUGUAUUACAGGCUUUAAUUUAGCUUGCUUUUUUUUUAAUCCAAGGAAAAGCACUUACUCUCUCAGAGUGUCUAAUAUGUUUUAUAAUGAUAAUUUGAAUAAAAAAUGAAUUUUGGAAUAGUUUUUUCUGCUUUUUUUAUUGUGGUAAAAAUGCAUAACAUAAAAUUUAUCAUCUUAAAUUUUCUCAAAUAUCGUUCAGUAGUAUUAAGUGUAUUCACAUUGUUGUGAAACAGAUCUCCAGAAAAUUUUCAUAUUUUAGGACUAAAACUUUUUCCCUAUUAAGUAAUUCCCCCUUUUCCUCUCCCCAUCAGUGGAAUAGAAUUUUGAUCAUAUGUUAAGUCAAGAAACACCCUAAUUAUGUAGUUCUUUGUUUGUGUUUGCAAGGUCUAAAG
This is a messenger RNA of Tupaia belangeri chinensis (Chinese tree shrew), 7255 nucleotides long. RefSeq names its product MIB E3 ubiquitin protein ligase 1 (gene MIB1). The record is from RefSeq and is a predicted model, not a curated record. NCBI's taxonomy places the organism in Eukaryota, Metazoa, Chordata, Mammalia, Scandentia, Tupaiidae. Bases 1 to 2994 code for a protein of 997 amino acids. Gene Ontology annotation, molecular function: protein binding; ubiquitin-protein transferase activity; zinc ion binding. Gene Ontology annotation, biological process: endocytosis; Notch signaling pathway; protein ubiquitination. The transcript has 21 exons. Gene Ontology annotation, cellular component: cytoplasm.